CCUCCUGUUUCCUGUCGGAAGGAAUUGAAUGUAGCGCAUGCGCUUUGCUGAUGUGGAAGUGCUGUACAGUGAUAAACAAGCGAACAAAUCAGAGAAAACGUAUACUGUUAGACUGUACUUCACAUAAUGGCAGUGAGCGCGGUACAUUUAGAGUCAGACGCAUUUCUAGUCUGUAUGAAUCACGCUCUGAGCACGGAGAAAGAGGAAGUAAUGGGGCUCUGCAUCGGCGAGGUGGACACAGACCGCAUCGUGCACAUUCAUUCUGUCAUAAUCCUGCGUCGAUCAGACAAGAGGAAAGACAGAGUGGAGAUUUCACCAGAGCAGCUGUCAGCAGCGUCCACCGAAGCGGAGAGGUUGGCUGAGAUGACAGGACGUCCCAUGAGGGUUGUGGGCUGGUACCACUCUCAUCCACACAUCACUGUGUGGCCAUCACAUGUUGAUGUUAGGACUCAAGCAAUGUAUCAGAUGAUGGAUCAGGGUUUUGUUGGACUCAUCUUCUCAUGCUUUAUAGAAGAUAAAAACACAAAGACUGGUAGAGUCCUGUACACCUGUUUCCAGUCAGUACAAGCCCAGAAAGGCUCAGAGUAUGAGCGGAUUGAGAUCCCCAUCCAUGUAGUCCCACAUGAAGCCAUCGGGAAAGUGUGUCUGGAGUCUGCCGUGGAGCUGCCCAGAAUCCUCUGUCAAGAAGAACAGGAUACAUACAGAAGGAUUCACAGUUUAACUCAUCUGGAUCCAAUCACAAAGAUACAUAAUGGAUCAGUGUUCACUAAAAACCUGUGCAGUCAGAUGUCGGCCAUUAGCGGCCCGCUGCUGCAGUGGCUGGAAGAUCGACUGGAACAGAACAAACAAAGUAUCAUCAAACUCCAGAAAGAGAAAGAGCAACUGACACAAGAACUGGCUUCAUUAUAAGGAGGUCUACUUAUUAUUUUGAUGAUUUCUUAAGUUUUUGCACUGAGAGCACUGUUUUUUUUCUGUCCUACUGCCACAUUUUGAUCAGGAAUCACUGGGAGGGCAAAGACAGGAUGUCUGCAGUUUAACAUUUUGUCACCUCAGCACAUUUGUAAUGCUGCGUCUUAGUGCUUAUAUAUAUAUGUAUGGGUAUUACAUGAUGGUAUCUUUGUAGUAGUAUUAUGUAUACACUGAAUAUUCUUUAAAAGGUUGUUGGUUGUUUUUUUUUUUCCUAACGGAUUUGAUUUUGAUGGUUCUGUAAACGUGACAGUGACAGACAUUUUACUGAUGCUAUUUUUUUAUAAGCUGUAAAUCUCUGAAUGUACAUACAUGACAGUGUGAAAUAAAAGGGAGACAUAAUGAUUACAGAAUAUUUCAUUUCUCACUUUUCUAAAUUCAGUUUGGAAUCUGUGUUUAGAAAUCAAAGCUCUAACAUCUUAAACUCUGUAACGUGUUGCAUGGGCCACACUUGCAAACAGCUAUAUUCCUUUUUGUCAUUUACAUGCAGAUUUCCACUCUAGACUUGUUUCUGUGAAUGUCAGGUAGCUCCCUGGUUGAACAGUCUGGCGCUUAGACUAUAAGUAGAAAAGGUGUCAUAAAGUUGAGCUUUUCCAGAUUAAAUACAAAUAUGAAUAUUUUAGCUGGUAGUUUGGAAAAACUGAAACUGGGUUGAGGGUUGUUUUAACUGUAGUCUUGUCCAGCAUUCUUGUAUUUAGAAGAUUUUUUAAGUUAAGCCACACUGGUGCUGACUAAUCUUGCCUUACUGUAUUAAUGUAAAACUAAUUGCAUAGCAUCACUAUAUGUGACAAUAAAAUAUGAAUCCAACUGAAAA
Molecule: messenger RNA, 1780 nt
Organism: Cyprinus carpio (common carp)
Lineage: Eukaryota; Metazoa; Chordata; Actinopteri; Cypriniformes; Cyprinidae
Product: lys-63-specific deubiquitinase
Biological process (GO): double-strand break repair
Cellular component (GO): BRCA1-A complex; BRISC complex
Molecular function (GO): polyubiquitin modification-dependent protein binding; cysteine-type deubiquitinase activity; metallopeptidase activity
Source: RefSeq, a predicted model, not a curated record